Mycotypha africana is the source of this 1541-nucleotide messenger RNA. RefSeq names its product glycoside hydrolase superfamily. Gene Ontology annotation, molecular function: chitin binding; chitinase activity. The coding region runs from base 218 to 1444 and encodes 408 amino acids. The record is from RefSeq and is a predicted model, not a curated record. The transcript has 3 exons. Gene Ontology annotation, biological process: chitin catabolic process; carbohydrate metabolic process. Lineage: Eukaryota; Fungi; Mucoromycota; Mucoromycetes; Mucorales; Mycotyphaceae. Gene Ontology annotation, cellular component: extracellular region.
CAGAAAAUGUGUUGGCUCUAUUCAUAACUAAGUUAAGAGUAAUGAUAGUCGCGAUAGUAAAAUACAAUGGGUAGCUCAAAGAAAGGUUAGACGAGUAGGAAAGGAAUACCUAUAUAAAAGAAGCAUUCUCUUUUGGCUUUUUUCCUUUCAUUCAUUUCUUUCAUUCUUUCAGCUUUCUUUAUUCAUCUCUUAAUCUACGGGUUACAAAGGCGAACAGAUGAAAGACUUCAGCGUGCUAUUACUGCUAUUAGCGACAUCCUUAUCAUGUACAUUUGCUGCGACUAAUAAAGUCGUUGUAGGCUAUUUUCCAAACUGGCUUUACGACCGUUAUCCCGUGUCUAAAAUAGACUUUAAAUCAUAUACUCACAUUCAUUACGCUUUUGCUAUUAUGGUUAAUGGAUCUGUUCCUUCUUUCCCUGAUCCCAAAUUCAGCAGUACUCAGCUUAAAGAGCUCGUUAACACUGCUCACCAAGCCAACUGCAAGGUUCUCAUUUCUGUCGGCGGCUGGUCCGGUAGUAUUUCUUUCAGUAAAAUGGCUGCUUCCAAAUCCAGCCGCAAACAGUUCAUUGACUGGAAUCUUCAGCAGAUUGAAACAUACGGUACGGACGGUGUCGAUAUUGAUUGGGAAUAUCCUGGACGUCAAGGCGCUGGUUGUAAUCAGGUGGAUGCUGCCAAAGAUGUGCAGAACUUCUUGUCCCUCCUGAAAGAAUUGCGCAAAGCAACGGAUAAAAAAUUCGGUAAAGGCAAAAAGGAAAUUUCAAUGGCUGGAUAUGUGAAAGCCUUUGAAACCGACAAGGGUCCAUCUUCUUCAGCGCUGGUCAAGUCCAUUGGUGAACAGUUAGAUCGUGUCAACAUCAUGACUUACGACAUCAACGGUGCGUGGAAUCCAAAGACCGGCCCCAACUCUCCUCUCUAUGCUUCCACUACAGAAUCUGGCAGCAAUGGCUUAAGCUUUCAAUCUGCUAUUGAUUACUGGGUACAAAACGGUGUACCUUCUUCUAAACUGACAGGCGGUCUUGCAUUUUAUGGUCGUUCUACUACAGCUAAAGUGGAUAUGAGAAAGUCGCGUUUAUUGUAUCAGGAUCAAGUCAGUGGCACGGUUCCCCAAGGUGAUUCCUUUGACGCUGUUUGGCAAGACCCUUAUUGUGCACAAGAACCUGCUGGCUAUUCUGGUAUAUGGCGUUUUGGUAGCUUGAUUUCUCAAGGCGUGCUGAGCACACCCAUGAAGGCCAAAGCUCCCUGGAUCAGAACGUGGGACAAUGCAACGAUGACCCCUUGGGUAUUCAACCCGCAAACAAAAGCCUUUAUCUCUUAUGACGACCCUCAAUCUAUCAAAGCCAAAGUGGACUAUGCCAAAAAGAAAGGUAUCGCAGGCGUUAUGAUAUGGUCUAUAGAUCAAGAUUCAGAUAAAGGUGAUUUAUUGAAGGCGGUGAAGGGCAGCUAAGCCUUGUUUGUGUUAUGUAGAAUGCGCGAAUGUAUUUCUUAUGUAAUUAGCAAAUUUGUAAAAUUAUACCUUCGAUGUGAUGUUCUCUUUAUCCGGG